UACUCCUCCGAUAUCUGGCCGUCAACACCUACACCUCCACGUCGAUAGUCGCUACAAUGGCGUCUGUUUGUGCUUCUUCUGCCGUUGCCGCCGUUGCCAUUUCCUCUUCCAGUUCUCAGAAGAGUGGAUCUGUGUUGGGAUCAACAAAGGCUUCUUUCCUUGGAGGCAGAAAACUGAGACAGAAGAAGUUUACAACAGCAACAGCAGCAGGGCCACGAUCACUUUCCGUGUCAGCAGCAGCUACCGACGCAAACGAGCGGCCUCUGUGGUUCCCAGGCAGCACCCCUCCUCCAUGGCUUGAUGGCAGCCUUCCAGGAGACUUUGGGUUCGACCCUCUUGGCCUUGGAUCUGAUCCAGAGAGCCUGAGAUGGAACCAACAAGCAGAGCUUGUGCACUGCAGAUGGGCAAUGUUAGGUGCGGCCGGUAUCUUCAUCCCUGAAUUCCUAACAAAGAUUGGAAUCCUGAACACCCCUUCAUGGUACUCCGCUGGAGAGCUGGAAUAUUUCACGGAUACAACCACUCUGUUCAUAAUUGAGCUUAUCUUCAUUGGUUGGGCCGAGGGGAGACGAUGGGCCGAUAUCAUCAAGCCCGGCUCCGUCAACACCGAUCCAAUCUUUCCCAACAACAAGCUAACAGGGACCGAUGUUGGAUAUCCUGGUGGACUUUGGUUUGACCCACUUGGCUGGGGAUCUGGUUCUCCUGAGAAGGUCAAGGAGUUGAGGACCAAGGAAAUAAAGAAUGGAAGGUUGGCCAUGUUGGCCGUAAUGGGUGCAUGGUUUCAACACAUCUACACCGGCACAGGCCCUAUCGACAACCUCUUCGCCCAUCUGGCUGACCCGGGCCACGCUACCAUUUUUGCUGCGUUCACGCCCAAGUGAAAAUUAAAGCAUGGGAGGCCACUCGCUGAGAAUGAUGUGAGAAAUAAUCUUGAUGUACAUCUCAUGUGAGGUUAGGAAUUUAGAAGAGUUGUGUGAUUGGGUUCCAAAGGAUAUAAUUAUCUGUACCAUUUAAACUUUGUCACUGUUCAUGAUUUGUUCUGUAGUGUACAAAUACGUUACAUUUUCCCUUCGAAGCCCAUCUAGUGGUUUA
Nelumbo nucifera (sacred lotus) is the source of this 1089-nucleotide messenger RNA. It is a transcript of the gene LHCA2, whose product is annotated as photosystem I light harvesting complex protein. Gene Ontology annotation, cellular component: membrane. NCBI's taxonomy places the organism in Eukaryota, Viridiplantae, Streptophyta, Magnoliopsida, Proteales, Nelumbonaceae. The record is from RefSeq and is a predicted model, not a curated record. Gene Ontology annotation, biological process: photosynthesis, light harvesting.